Messenger RNA from Sander lucioperca (pikeperch), 2273 nucleotides. RefSeq names its product tetraspanin 12 (gene tspan12). The transcript has 7 exons. Gene Ontology annotation, cellular component: membrane. The record is from RefSeq and is a predicted model, not a curated record. NCBI's taxonomy places the organism in Eukaryota, Metazoa, Chordata, Actinopteri, Perciformes, Percidae. The coding region runs from base 679 to 1602 and encodes 307 amino acids.
UGCUCGCAUUUAAUUAAGAAGAAGAAGCAGCAGCAGGACGGGACAGCGCCCCGCCCCCCUCCUGGCUGCUCCGGGCUCAGACACAAACACACCCCAGCCUGCGGACUUUCAGCUCGGCUUUUUUUGCAGCUUUUACGCAGCGAGGGGAACAUUUACGCGACAAAACCCAGACUUUGGAGCGUGUUGAAGAGGAUUUGACGCACACUGCUGGAUGUCUGUAAACUUUCCUUCAGUUUUCAGUGUGGGGUUUCCAGCGUUGGAGUUUGGUUUUGGAGUUUUGGGAUCCCAUAACUAAUCUUAACGCGUAAUAACUCCGGAGCAUAAACGUGUUUCUAACCUCACCGCGCGGUGCGUUUCUCCGCUGCUAAGUGAGUGAUGAUUGGUUUGGAAAUGUCAGCUCCGCACACUCCAUCAUCCCGGCGGGGCUGAGGGAAAGUAAGAAACCACCUGUUGUGGAAGUUUCCUGGAGCUUGUCACGGAUAAAGCCGAGCUGCUGAAACCAGACUCCGGACAGAGCCGAGUGAGAGCGGAAUGCAGGUUCGGGUUCAGGUUUUACGCACGGAGCGGACGCGCUUCUCCCUGCACAGUCCCAGUGUCUCCGGGGGGCUCCGUGUUGUGUGUUUGCAGUGAGCAUGUUGCCAUGGUGUCCCGGGCUCAGGUGAGCAGCACGGCGGCGGGAUGGCUCGCGAGGACGCGGUGAGGUGUCUGCGCUGUCUGCUGUACGCGAUCAACCUGCUGUUCUGGCUGAUGUCAGCCUGUGUGCUGGGAGUGGCAGCGUGGAUCAGAGACUCCCUGAACACCGUCCUUACCCUGACAGCCCACACCAGGCUGGAGGAAGCAGCUGUCCUGACCUAUUCUCCAGCUGUUCACCCCGUCAUCAUCUCCGUGUGCUGCUUCCUGGUCAUCGUGGCGAUGGUCGGGUACUGCGGCGCGCUGCGCUGCAACCUGCUACUGCUCUCCUGGUAUUUCUGCAGCCUGCUGGUGAUUUUCUGUGUGGAGUUGGCCAGCGCUGUCUGGACCUACGACGAGCCCUCAGUGCAGCGCUCUGAUAUGAUCAGUCUGAAGUCUCGGAUGCCGAACUACGGCCUGCAGCAUUACCAGUGGCUCACACACACCUGGAACAGCUUCCAGACAGAGUUUGAGUGCUGCGGGGUGAUCUACUUCACUGAUUGGCUGGAGAUGACAGAGAUGGAGUGGCCCCCUGACUCCUGCUGCUCCAAUCAGUAUCCAGGAUGUGCUCGCCACGCCCACUACCACGACCUCAGCGACCUGCACCAAGAGGGCUGCGGUCCGAAGAUCUACGGUUUCAUCCGAGGGACGAAGCAGCUGCAGGCGCUGCGUUUCCUGGGCGUGUCCAUUGGCGUGGCUCAGAUCCUCGCCAUGGCGCUGACGCUAACGCUGCUCUGGGCGCUUUACUACGGGCGGCAGGCUCCAGAGCCGGACUCCACGCCGCUGUCGCCGCCAGACGCCUCCGCCCCGCUCGCCCUGACACACGGACUCUCCGCUGCAGCGCCGGCCGCGGCACGAUGCAACCACACGGAUAAGAGCUGCAGCGGGAAGCAUGUGGCGGCCGCGGUGAUCGAGAUGGAGCGCCUGUCGUAGCAGCCUGAACACACCGGAGGGAACUACAAGUCUUAUUUUACUGGUUUUAUUUCAUCAUUUCUAUCAAUUACGUCACUCGGCUUACGGUUUCAAGGUGUUUUCACGCCUGGCGUUCGUUUGCUCUGGUCUGAAUCAGUCUGUAAACUCUGUUUGGUUUCACACGUUUCUUUAUUUGUCUGCGUUUUUUCACCGUUUUUGUCAAUUUGUCGUUUUGUUGUCACUUUUUAGGAGAUUUUUGACCCUUUUUUGGAGGUUAUGUCGAGAGAAAGUAAAAACAGGAAUGUUGACCUGUGUUCCAGUUAUACCAUGAGCUUCGGGGGGGUACAGCUAUUUCGACUGGUGACGUCACUCUCCAUUUUAUAUAGGCUUACACACAUGAGAACCACUAAUCUACAGUAUAUGCGGAAUUCCCUGAAUAUUAGUGCAGAUUCCCUCUUGUUAAGACAUUAAGAAAUUGAAUUUGAUAAUAAUGAUAUAUCUAUAUAUACCAGUCCCUCCAGAAACACGCAAUCUCAUAACUCAACGCAUAAUCAGCCAAAGUCUUUUUUUCAAAUAUGCCGCACUUUCGCCGCAUAAAUUGCCGAUUUCGGCACAAAAUAUGCAGGACUUACAUGAUUUCAUAAUCCCCGCAUUUUCCCGUGUGUGUGUCUCUGUGUGUGUGUGUGUGUGUG